AUGCUAACACUACGCGGCUAAACCGCUUAGCCUCGUAUAGAUAUAGAUGAUAUCAGUUAAAUGAUCGUGACUGUUAUUUAUUUGUAUUCAACUCCGUUUCCGCCUCUCUUUGUUGCCUUCGCGUGACGCUCAAGCGCGCUCAAGCGACGGUUUAUCAGCUGCUCAGAGGAGAGGUCGAGACGUCACAGCCGUUGGUUUGAAAUUUUUGGUUGUCAUACAUCACAAUAACCCUGAUUUAAACCUGUUGGUGUAGGUUGUAAAAACACCUUAACGACACUUUCACUGAUUCAUUAACAAUUUUGAUUAUUGGUAAAGCAAUGCAAAUAUCCAAAAUGCUAUAGUUCCAUCUUGCUUGUCGACGUGUGUGUGUGUGUGUGUGUGUGUGUGUGUGUGUGUGUGUGUGUGUGUGUGUGUGUGUGUGUGUGUGUGUGUGUGUGUGUAAUUGAUCUUUUCAGUAGUAAGAUUAUCCUGAAUCAUGAGAUGUAUUGAUUUUUCUUUCAUCUGCUUCAAAUGGGACAUAAUGGGAAAAUGUGAGUGGUCUUAGGAACUGUCUGCUUUUCUUCCAUUUUAUUCAAGGAAGGGUCUCAAAAGGGAACAAACCCAAGAGGGACGCCUGGACAAUCUUCCCUUGAGGGACAUUUUCCAUCUCUUUCUGCAGGAUCUCAAGCUUCUCCGAUCUUUUGGUCCAUCUCUCGCUCCAGCACCUCUCAUGAUCUAAAAGCUCGUGGACAGAGAACAUCAACAGAACCACAUCAUCUGCAGAAACCAAGAGAUGUUCCUAAACCAGACUUUGUUUUCCACAACGCCCUGUUCACAAACAUCCCAAACUGGAUUACAUUUAAACUAUUUUUCACUAUAAUCACAAAAUUGACAUUGAUUUCAGCUUUUAGACCCAGAAUAUCCUCGUCGAUGAUUGUUUUAUGUAAUGAAACUCUAAUUAUAUCACCAAUAUUAGAAUUUAACCUAAUUUCAACAAGUUAAACAUGUCGCAUUAAUGUUCUAAAAUUCUAACGAUCUCGUGAAGUUACAGUUCUGUUCUCAUGCGUGUCGUUUACAGAGUUCUUGGAUGAAAUGAUGCCACCAUCACUGUAGUACCAACGAGAGGAACAAACAGGGUCCGAUCAUGAGAGACGAAAGGGAGCAGCCAUGUGCCGAAAUCUGUCCAAAUACGCCAUCUUCUUCCUCUUCCUAGCGCUGUCCGGGCUAAUCUUCCUGUUGCGUAACAUCCACAUUGUAGAGAACUGGAACUGUCGCACGAUUUCAGCCCUUUACCAGCUGCAGAGCCAGGUCCAUUCGUCCUUUUUAACACGUCUUCCAUCUUUCAAUGAAAACCAGACCUUCUGCGCCCAUCUGGGCCAGAAACCGUCUCCUGAGGAUGAGCUGGAAGAGCGCUACCUAUUGGACUCCAUUGAGUGGCCCGGUCCUCCACCUCGCUCAACGCCGCUCAGCCUGCGCCAGACCAGCGACCCAGUUCACAGUUUGUUCACCAUCCUUCCCAAUAAUGGGAGGAGAGAGUGGCACGUGGGAGAGCAGCUGGAGGCCCUCGUCCAAAUGCACGACUUCCAGGGUCGCCCAAAGCACUACGGCGGGGACCUCCUCCUGGCUAGGCUGCACUCUCCAGGGCUCGGAGCGGCUGUAGCUGGGACUGUAGUAGACCACAAGAAUGGGAUUUAUUCUGCUUUGCUCCCGCUGCUCUGGGUGGGUUCUGCACAGGUGGAGGUGACUCUGGUGCACUCCAGCGAGGCUGUUGCUGUGCUGAAACAGCUGAGGGAGGAACGGCCCGAUCGGGUGUUUUUUAAGAGCCUGUUCCGCCUCGGCUUCUUGUCAGAAACCACCGUGUGCAACAUGUGUCUGCCCGCCGACCAGCAGCCUCUGUGCAACUACACGGACCUGUACACGGGCGAGCCCUGGUACUGCUACAAGCCCAAGAUGCUGAGCUGUGACACCAGAAUCAACCACGCCAAAGGAGGCUAUUUGAAACACCUCAUCACCAACAAGGAGGCGCUGCUCUUCCAGAGUGGCGUGAAUAUCAAAGUUCAGAUCCAUGCAUCAGGAGCCGACAGUAUCAACGUGCUUCCUCCGAAAGAUAAGUUUGAAGAGGAAAGCAACUCCUUAAGUCCAGACCACAUCCAGCUCACCCCUUCUGGAUAUUAUUUUGAGGACUCGUGGAGGCCGCUGGGUGGAGUUUUAAUGCGUCACUUCGAUGAACCGGCAGCCAUUGCGUUGUGUCUGAGGAACAAGGUGAUCAACAUGUACGGAGAUUCAACUGUGCGACAGUGGUUUGAGUACCUGAUCACUUCUAUACCAGAGAUGAAGGAGUUAAAUCUACAAAGCCCUAAAAACGUUGGGCCCUUCAUGGCUGUGGACAUCAAUCAUAAUAUUAUCUUGAAGUACCGCUGCCACGGUCCCCCGAUUCGCUUCUCCACCGUCUUGUCCAGUGAGCUGCGGUACAUUUCCAACGAGCUGGACGGCCUCUCUGGAGGUCCCAACACCGUGGUGGUCCUCAGCAUCUGGGCUCACUUCAGCACCUUUCCUGUAGAGGUCUACGUCAGGAGGCUUCGCCACAUUCGGCGGGCGGUGGUGAGACUUUUGGGCCGAGCGCCGGGGACGCUCGUAGUGAUCCGCUCGGCCAACCUCCAAGCUUUGGACCAGGAGGUGAGUCUGUUCAACAGCGACUGGUUCUCCCUGCAGCUCGACAUGGUGCUGAAAGCCAUGUUCAAGAGCCUGAACGUUCUAAUGGUGGAUGCCUGGGAAAUGAGUCUAGCUCACCACCUCCCGCACGCCCUCCAUCCUCCUCCAGUCAUCGUAAAGAACAUGAUCGACAUGGUUUUGUCUUACGUUUGCCCAGAGAACUCGAGCCUGAAAUAGAAGCACAAACCAGUGGUGAAAGUUUGUUGUUCAAACCCCUCAGACUUUAUUGUGUGUCCAAAUGAACAAACAACAGAUAUAGUGAUCCCAAAGCUUCAUCUCCUUUAAACUCCACCCUUUGUGAGAGAUCCUCUUGCAUUUGGUUUUAGUGCCAAACACUUUGGCACGAUGAUCGUUGUUGCUGCUCGCUUGUGUGUGUGUGUGUGUGUUCACCUGGGGCUUCUACACAGCUCAAUGACUCAAAAUAAACCACAACUCCGUAAAACACUGGAAAAUA
Messenger RNA from Nothobranchius furzeri (turquoise killifish), 3145 nucleotides. NCBI's taxonomy places the organism in Eukaryota, Metazoa, Chordata, Actinopteri, Cyprinodontiformes, Nothobranchiidae. The record is from RefSeq and is a predicted model, not a curated record.